Molecule: messenger RNA, 495 nt
Organism: Bombina bombina (fire-bellied toad)
Lineage: Eukaryota; Metazoa; Chordata; Amphibia; Anura; Bombinatoridae
Gene: APOC1
Product: apolipoprotein C1
Exons: 4
Coding region: 88-351 (87 amino acids)
Biological process (GO): triglyceride metabolic process; lipoprotein metabolic process; negative regulation of very-low-density lipoprotein particle clearance
Cellular component (GO): high-density lipoprotein particle; very-low-density lipoprotein particle; extracellular region
Molecular function (GO): phospholipase inhibitor activity; fatty acid binding
Source: RefSeq, a predicted model, not a curated record
CUGAGAACAUAAGAGGAUGUUUGGAUAUGAUCUUUGGAUCACAAGUUUUUUUGUCUCUUGUAAGCAAAUUAUUGGUCUCCUGAGAAGAUGAAGCUUAUACUUGCUAUUUCUGUGAUUGUUGCCACACUCUGUGUCCUGGCAGAGCCCAGCUCAGCUGACUCCAGUGAUCCUACUGUCAAGGAACGCUUUGAUAACUUUGGGGAAACAGUAAAAGAUGCAGUGAAAAAUUUUGGUGAGAAGGCAAAAUCGGCAAUUACACGAAUUCAUGAAAGUGAACCUUUAACCAAAGCAAGGAGCUGGUUUAGCGAGCAGUUUCAGAAAAUAAAGAACAAGGUUUCAUCAUCUGAUUGAGUGAACAGUUUCCCAGUGGAUCCAGCUCUAAGAAACCCUAUCUCUGUUCUGCUUCUCUCCCAUUAUCUGCAGUUACGUUCAUGUUAGAAUACUGCAAUAACUAACCUAAUGCUAGAAUACCAAUAAACAGCCUUAGUCACCCGA